Andrographis paniculata is the source of this 995-nucleotide messenger RNA. RefSeq names its product NDR1/HIN1-like protein 26. The record is from RefSeq and is a predicted model, not a curated record. Gene Ontology annotation, biological process: defense response to other organism. NCBI's taxonomy places the organism in Eukaryota, Viridiplantae, Streptophyta, Magnoliopsida, Lamiales, Acanthaceae. Bases 1 to 636 code for a protein of 211 amino acids. The transcript has a single exon.
AUGUCUCAAAUAAGUGAAAAAUCUCCGAAACACUGCGCCGAAAAGAAAACGAUCAACCUUAAAAAGUACUUCAAGAAGAAGGGCUUCUUCUACUUCUCCACAUUAUUCUUCUCACUUCUGUCUCUCAUAUGCCUCCUUUGGUUCAUUCUCCAUCCAACAAAGCCACAGUUUUCACUCAAACAAGCUGAUGUGAAUCAGCUUAACCUCUCGGGCCCAUCCCUCCUGAAUUCCUCGAUUGAAAUAACUCUCCUAUCCAUCAAUCCAAACAAGAAAGUCGGAAUAUACUUUGAUGAGUUCUUACUUUAUGCAUCUUACAAGGGUCAGAAGAUUACUCCAGACACUUCAAUCUCUGCAUUCUAUCAAGGGCAUGAAGAAAUAAACCUGCUUAGCGCGUCUUUGGUCGGAAACCAGCAACCUGUGGCCCCGUCUUUCGCUUAUGAAGUUCAACAUGAUCAGCACACUGGAAAAUUAGCUCUUAGCUUCAAGGUCAUGGGCAGGCUCAGGUGGAAAGUUGGAACUUGGGUAUCAGGAAGGUACAGGUUUGUUGUGAACUGUAUAGCAAUUAUGCCAUUCGGGCGUAUACCUUCGCCGCCCUUGAGUUCUGGGCAAGGUUCACAGUGUUCUACUACUAUGUGAAGAAACUUGAAUUCAUGCCUACAUGAAGGGUAUAUAAAUAAGAUGCUUUUCCAUAAGUAUUGAUUGCCUAAUACAGUUUCUAUGUGUAAAGUAUCGAUGCAUGUGCUUGUGGAGAUGAUGUGUUUGUGCUGAGCCAGCCCAGUCAUGGCUUUGAGCUCAAAUUUGGAUGAUGGGAGAUAAAGAAGUAAAUUUGUAGAGUCCUGGUUAGUUCAGCCAUGGUGUUUCAAUGGCUCCACUGGUUAGAGAAAGAUGUAGCAACCAAGAAAUGUAAUGGGAUUUCAAAGGUUGGAAAAAAGAAAGCUGUAAAAGGAGGGAACUGUUAUUUACUAGUGCUGUAUUUGAUUGAAGAAUUUUCCGUC